UGUGACUUAAAAUGCUUGACAUUUAGCCAGAAUUUUCAUUAAAAGAGAAGAGUGCAAAGAAUUAAAUAUAAACCGUGUCUCCCGGGUGUUUUAACUGUGAUUAACCAUAUCGUUACGCUACGAAAGAACUACUGUCUCCCCUGAAUUAAAAACCAAAAUGGAUAUUAAAGCCUCGACGCCGCCAGUCCUUGAAGUGGCCGAUACUCCGGCCGCCAAGUUAGGAACAAAUGCUGCCGGACCAGGAUCCGGGCCGGGAUCGUUGGGAUCGGCCAAUGCCUCGCUGGCCAGCAACUCCAACACCGCCGCCACAUUCCAGCACAUCUUCGAGCAGCUGGUGCAGCAGAGCGGCGGCAACCACAAGCUCCCGCCCAAGCAGCUGGAGCACCUGCGCCACCUGCUCGGCAAUGUCCGCGACGCCAAGAACCUCCAGCUGAUUGUGGAGAAGUUCAAGAACCUGGAGCAGUUCCACGAGCACUAUGCCGCCCAUCUGGCCAACAACAACACUGUGAUCUCGGCGGAAGAUAGCAACGAAUUGCUGAAGGAUAAUGCCAGGAAGUUCGGUUCGGGAGGACAAACGCUGACACCCCGGCACACAAUCGAUGCCAUUCUGGGCCUGAAAAAUCGCAAUGGAAAUGGAACCGGAAAUGGACGAGCGGAAGCGAUCAGCGAUGGCGAAAUUGAUCCCUCUUUGGGAGACGAGGAUGCAACGGAUCUGCGCUGUGGCAUGACCCUGACGCAGUUGCGCAACAUGGACAGCCACAUGGCCAGCAUGCUGCAGCAGCAUGCCAAGAACGGAGGUGGCCUGCCCUACGGCCCCCCAACUCCACCCGGCGGUCAGCAACAGCCCCAGAGUCAAACCCCGAGUGCAGCUCCCCUCCAUGGGCAUGGACAGCAGAUCGGUGGGGGUCAGCCGGUGGGUCAUCCGACGCAUUCCUCCCUAUCUGCUCAUCCUGCACACCAUGGACAUGCGCCCUUUGGCUACCACAAUGCCUUCGGGUUUGCCCAGGGACAUGGUUACGGAGGACCCCAAGAGGAGGCAGCAGGCAAUUACCUCAACUCGAUGCACCAGAUGGUCGAGGCCAAUCAAAUGCAGCCGGCUGCACCACCGCCCCCCUUGCCACCCAGCUCCUUUGGCAGUCAUCAACAGCACUUGGCUGCCUUGGCUGCGCAGGCGCAGGAGCAGCAGCAGCAGCAGCAGCAACAGCAACAGCAUCAGCAGAAUCAACAUGGCAAAUACGCCAAGUCAUCGCCGCCUCCUCCGCCUGGCGGUUACUUCUUGGAUGGCCAGACGGCGCCGGGCGCGCAGUCGCAGAUUGGCUACGACGAGCGUUCAAUGUCCUCCAACAGCGACAUGGAGGAGGACGACGAUGAUGCAGCAAAGUUGCCCCUAGACGUUACCUCGCCGCCCACUCCGGCGCCACGCGGUCCGCUGGCCGCCGUCUCCGCCGCCGGUAAGCGCAAGUCCGCCGGCGUCUUCUGUGAUGAUAAUGAGUCCAAAUUGGCCAACGGUCAGAUGGGGGGUAAUUACGCUAUCCGAGCGCGUAGCCUGGAUGAAGUGCAACAUCAGCAGCAUCACCAGCAACACCAGCAGCAGCAACAGUCGCAGCAACACCAGCAACAGCAGAGCUUUCAGCACGAAUAUCGCAACAGCAACAGUGGCAACAGCAACGGCAACGGUCACCCCAAUGGCAAUGGCAACGGAUCCGCCGGAGAUCAUGUCGAGCGGCUCAAUGCGGACAGCGAUAGUUUGGUCAACGGGAGCUGUGCAUCCAGCGAGGAUCUUAACCAGACCAACAGCAGCGAGCAGGGGGAGAAGAUCACCUCGGGCAGCGAUGAUGAGGGCCAGGACGAUAACUGCGCGAAGAAAAAGCACCGGAGGAAUCGCACCACCUUCACCACCUAUCAGCUGCACGAGCUGGAACGGGCCUUUGAGAAGUCUCAUUACCCCGAUGUCUACUCCCGCGAGGAGCUGGCCAUGAAGGUGAACCUACCCGAGGUCCGCGUCCAGGUGUGGUUCCAGAACCGCCGGGCCAAGUGGCGUCGCCAGGAGAAGUCGGAGAGCCUGCGUCUGGGUUUGACCCACUUCACCCAGCUGCCCCACCGACUGGGUUGCGGUGCAUCCGGUUUGCCGGUGGAUCCUUGGCUAUCGCCGCCCCUGUUAAGCGCUCUGCCAGGAUUCCUGUCGCACCCGCAGACGGUUUACCCCAGCUAUCUGACGCCACCGUUAAGCCUGGCACCCGCCAACCUGACCAUGAGCAGCCUGGCGGCCAUGGGCCACCAUCACGCCCACAACGGUCCACCGCCGCCCCCACACGGUGGCCAUGGGGGGCAUGGUCAGCCACAGCCGCCGCCACCACCGCCCCCACCCCACGGAGUGCCCCACCCGCAUGCCGGCCAUCAUGUGGUGCCGCUGUCGCACCUGUCGCCGCAUCUGGCACGCAUGUCACCGCAUGCGACAUCCCUGGGCUCGCCGCACCACGGAGUGAAUCCCCUGAGCACGCCUCACCACAGCAGCCUGCCGCCAAGCUCGACGUCUACGAACGUUGCCGCUGCUGCUGCUGCUGCUACUGUGUCGUCCUCGCAGUCGUCCUCCUCCUCCGCCUCACUGGAGUGCAGCGGCCCGGACGUGUGCAUGUCGCCGCAGAACCUGAGCAUCGGAAAUGCGGACUCGAAUGGGGAGGGACGGGACCUUAGCAGUGACCUGGAUGCCGGAAGCAGCAGCAGUAACCAGGGCACUGGCCUGGACAAGUGCGCGGCCAGCGCCAAUAUCGAGCUGCUGGAUGUGGGUCGGGACAGUCCACCGCCACCGUCCACACCCAAGCUCUCUGCGACGCCGCCGGCGGACAUGAGGAGCAACUCGAUCGCCACGCUGCGGAUUAAGGCCAAGGAGCACCUGGAUAACCUCAACAAGGGCCUUGUCUCCAUGGUCUAGUCGAAGACUCUGAGGCUGGCAGUUCCCGAGUCCUGAGUUCCGUUCCAAUCAAAAUCAUUCCUCUCCCCCAUAUCAUCUUCUAGGUGUGUUCUAAGUUUAGUGAAUUUCGUGUUGUAAGAGUUUAUUUCGGAGCCAGUUUCUUGUGUCGUUAACUCCACUCAUGUGCAAAGUGUAUUUGUAAAAUUUCAAUUACUUCAAAGACAAA
Molecule: messenger RNA, 3137 nt
Organism: Drosophila serrata
Lineage: Eukaryota; Metazoa; Arthropoda; Insecta; Diptera; Drosophilidae
Gene: Rx
Product: Retinal homeobox domain-containing protein Rx
Biological process (GO): positive regulation of transcription by RNA polymerase II
Molecular function (GO): RNA polymerase II cis-regulatory region sequence-specific DNA binding; DNA-binding transcription factor activity, RNA polymerase II-specific
Source: RefSeq, a predicted model, not a curated record